Molecule: messenger RNA, 2754 nt
Organism: Panthera uncia (snow leopard)
Lineage: Eukaryota; Metazoa; Chordata; Mammalia; Carnivora; Felidae
Product: lipopolysaccharide-binding protein-like
Exons: 14
Coding region: 20-1678 (552 amino acids)
Biological process (GO): innate immune response; lipopolysaccharide-mediated signaling pathway; acute-phase response
Molecular function (GO): lipopolysaccharide binding
Source: RefSeq, a predicted model, not a curated record
ACUCCACUGGGAAUCCAGGAUGAGGGCCUUGGCCGGGGCCCUGCCCUCUCUACUGCUGAGGUUGCUGCUUACAUCCUCCCCUGAGCCCCUGGGUGCCAACCCCGGCCUGGUCGCCAGGAUCACUGACAAGGGACUAGAGUAUGUGGCCCGCGAGGGAUUGGUGACCCUGCGGGAGGAACUGCUCAGAAUCAGGCUGCCUGACUUCACCGGGGACUUCAAGAUCAAGCCCUUCGGCCGUGGGCACUACGAGUUCCAUAGCCUGCAGAUCCACAGCUGUGAGCUGCCUGGCUCCACUCUGACACCCCUUCCCGGCCAGGGCCUGAGUUUCACCAUCUCUGACUCCUUCAUCAGAGUCCAGAGCGAAUGGAAGGUGCGCAAAUCUUUCGUGAAACUACACGGCUCCCUUGAUGUGGAGGUCAAGGGCAUUACCAUUUCAGUCAACCUUCUCCUGGGCAGAGAGCUCUCUGGGAGGCCCACUGUCAGUGCCACCAGCUGCAGCAGCCACAUUCAAGAUGUGGAGGUGGACGUGUCGGGAGAUUUGGGGUGGCUGUUGAAUCUCUUCGACAACCAGAUUGAGUCCAAGUUACGCAAAGCGUUGGAAAACAAGAUUUGCGAAAGGAUCCAGAAAUCGGUGGCCUCUGACCUACAGCCGUAUCUCCAAACUCUGCCAGUCACAACAGAGAUCGACAGUUUCGCUGGCAUCGAUUACAGUUUAACGGAAGCCCCUCGGGCAACAGCCCAAAUGCUGGACGUGAUGUUUAAGGGUGAAAUUUUUAACCGCGAUCGCUAUUCCCCAGUCACCUUCCUUGCUCCUGUCAUGAGUCUUCCUGAGGAGCACAACCGAAUGGUCUACUUUGCCAUCUCUGAUUAUGUCUUCAACACAGCCAGUCGGGUUUAUCACGAGGCAGGGCAUCUGAACUUCUCCAUCACAGAUGACAUGGUUCCUUCUGGCUCUACCAUCCGGCUGACCACCAAGUCCUUCCGCCCCUUUGCACCCCGGUUAGCCAGACUGUACCCCAACAUGAACUUGGAGCUCCAGGGAACAAUGGCCUCAGCCCCAUUCCUGAACCUCAGCCCUGGGAAUCUGUCCUUGACCCCCCAGAUGGAGAUUGAAGGCUUUGUGCUCCUGCCCAGCUCCGUCAGGGAGCCUGUGUUCAGGCUUGGUGUGGCUACCAAUGUGUCUGCCACGUUGACCUUCAACACCAGCAAGAUCACUGGGGCCCUGAAGCCAGGAAAGGUACAAGUGGAACUGAAAGAAUCUAAAGUUGGAGUAUUCAAUGUGGAGCUGUUGGAGGCGCUGCUCAACUACCACAUUCUCAACACCCUCUACCCUCAGGUCAACGGACUUCCUGUUCCUAGGUACCAAUGUCCAGUACACGAGAGUUUGAGGGCAAGGAGAGAGACGGGGGCUUGGAGGCCACAGCUAGAUCGGCAAGUUGCUUUUCCAGAUGUGCAGCAUAUUCCCGGAGAUUCUGAGAAGAUGAAGAUUUUUCCGUUCUCAGAUCUGGGGGAGAGGUCUGCCUGGCCCCGGCCCCCACACCGCUCCUCUUCAGCAGGUGCACCCACACCUUCUCUGACUCUGGACUUCACUUUCCCCCCAAGAUUGGACCGUCUUCCCCCACUGGCCUAUACUAUCUUUAAGGGCAGACACCAUCAGGUCCCUGUGCCUGGCACGUAGUAGGUCCUCAAUAAAUAUUUAUUGAAUGGUUCAAUGAAGGAACCACUUGGUACUCUCGCUGAACCUCCCUACCACCCACCGUCUUUUGACUGAGGGGUCUUUGGAUGGUCAGCCCCAUCCAUGUUCUCCAAGGCUCAACCCCGACCACAUUCCCCUUUCUCACUGGCUGCUACUAUGGGAAGUUCAAUGAGGAAACAAGGGGUUCUGCUCCCCACCCAGCCCUGGACGUGGUAGUGACACCCGGUCUGUAAGGCACUUUGUCUAUCACCGUGCUUGGGCAGCUCAUGGGCGCACCUCAAUAUGUGCUCCCGUCCUCACUUCCUGCCUGCUGCAGCCGAGGGAGCCGCUGGGUCUCCCAGAGCAAACCCUCAGCCUCCCGCUGUUCUCCCCACUGAAAUGGGUGUAAAUUAGGAAGAAAUGGAUCCCUCUAGGUUUUUGGUCCGACCCCCAUAAAAAGCUCAUCCAACUGUUGUUUACGAGCCCCCAGCCUGGAGGAAGAGGCCAUGAUUUCUAAUCACUGAACAACCAGCCCUUGAUCAGACUUACUAAAGAGUCAUUUCCAAGUUAUGUAGUUGGGCCCCCGGGGACUGGGAAUCAGAAGGCUCGUUUGAUAUAUUUUUUUUAUUGGGUUAAUGAGCAGAUGGAUGGAGCUGCCGGCUAAGAGAUAAUUCACGGGGAAUAGACCCAUUUACCCUGUGUGUGACAGAGCUGCGUUCCGAGAUGGGACAACGCUCUGUCACCCAGCUGCUGGCAGGGUGGGCCAUGGUCUCACGUGCCCCCUCCUCUUUCCUUUUGUUCACUUGUCUGCCUGCAUCACCCAUCCCUAUGCUGCACAGGUGACAGACCUGGGCUUCGUCUAUUCCUAGCCACGUGGCCUCGGUCAGGUCCCUUCCCCCUGCCUCGGAAUCCUCAUCUAUAAAAUAAGGAUUGGGGUGCCUGGGUGGCUCAGUCGGCUGAGCGUCCGACUUCAGCUCAGGUCCGGAUCUCGCAGUCCGUGAGUUCGAGCCCCACGCCGGGCUCUGUGCUGACGGCUCGGAGCCUGGAGCCUGUUUCAGAUUCUGCGUCUCCCUCUCUCU